AUGUCUAAUGCUAGGCCGCAUCUUCAGGUAUCUGUUGGACAUAUCGUCACAGGGCAUUCUGGACACCACCCUCAGCCAACUCGGAUUGAUGGUGAAGAAUGGUACUUCCAGCGCAAGGCGGCAACUCGAGCGUUUACCAAACGAAACUUUGAAACUCACAUUACGCAGUCUGUUCAUCAUUGGCUUGAUAUUCUUAUGGGCCUUUUGUCCAACCUUGCUAACAAGCAGGUGGAAUUUGAUUUUCAAAAGCUGAUGGGACGUCUUAUGUUUUGUCUAUUCCUCAGGCUUGCUUUCCAUGAGGAAGAGCUUGCCCGAGAUAUUCUCUCAGAUGACCCAAAAGUUUUGGACUCUAUGCCGGAUUAUAUUGAAGCAUUGGACCAGGCUACCAUUCUGUUUGACCGAAGAAGACGCGACCCUCUGUGGAAAAUUACCGAGAAACUGUCGGGUGAUGACAAGAUUACCAAGAGAGCUGUGGAUCUCUUCUACGUGCAGAUAGAGAAACUUAUUGAGAAACGCCUCAUUGCGAUGGAGAAUGGUUACCAACCUAAUCCAGACUUGGGAGUUGACUUGCUUGACCUCUUCCUGCAGUCGACAACAAAUAAGUACAAACUGAGCGGAAUGGUGUUUGCAUUCCUAUCGGCUGGCCGUGAUACAACUGCGUAUGGCAUCUCCUGGUUAAUGAAAGAGAUCUACCACCAAGACAAUAAGCAUCUUGACGCCAUUAAGAAGAUCCGAUUAGAGGCUAGGGAGCUUCAUGUUGAUGGCAACUACCUCACGUAUGAGGAUGCACCGAAGAUGAGAUUUAUGAACGCCAUGUGGAACGAAACAUCUCGCCUUGAUACUGUUUCUCCGGCCGGGCAAAUGGAAGCCGCAGGAGAUGAUAUUCUGCCUGCAAUUCCCGAGCUUGGUAUUCCACCUCGUCACGUAAAAAAAGGUGAUAUCGUUAGCUACCAAAAUUACGUGCUUGCCCGAAUGCCUGAAGUCUGGGGGAAAGACGCCGCUGUUUUUAACCCGUACCGAUGGUUUAAAGAAGAUGGACAAAGUAUCUCCUAUAGCCCGUUCAAGUACCAUUCCUGGAAUGCCGGGCCGCGCAGCUGCCUCGGGCGCGCUUUAGCUACCUAUGAGGCCAUUGCUAUCAGCACGGCCAUUAUUCAAAGGUUUGACGUGAUAUUAUCGGAUGACAGUAAGGUGUAUGAGCCGCUUGCUGCUAUGAACAUGGGCAUCAAGGAUGGUGUUCCCAUGAAACUGAAGAGGAGAGCAACUGAAGCAUAA
This is a messenger RNA of Trichoderma virens Gv29-8, 1272 nucleotides long. RefSeq lists its product as uncharacterized. The transcript is spliced from 8 exons. The coding region runs from base 1 to 1272 and encodes 423 amino acids. Gene Ontology annotation, molecular function: heme binding; iron ion binding; oxidoreductase activity, acting on paired donors, with incorporation or reduction of molecular oxygen. The record is from RefSeq and is a predicted model, not a curated record. Lineage: Eukaryota; Fungi; Ascomycota; Sordariomycetes; Hypocreales; Hypocreaceae.